AUGUACUUUUACUUAAUUUGCAAAUAAUCUUGUCCACCUACUACUGUUAUAUAAGGUUAAUAUUGCAAAUCGAAUUGUGAUGUAAAUAAUUUUUUGUAUGGUUAACUUUGUGUUGCAACAUGUCCAACAUUUACUUACAAAUCACCAUCCGAACUAAAAUGUUUACUUUGUAAUUCUGUAUGUAGGUCUUGUAAUGGACCUUUAGUAAGUUAGUGUUAUUCUUGCAUAGAAAAUUAUUUAUUAAAUGGUAAUACUUGCACACAAACUUGUCCAGACUUAUAUGAUUAUGAGGAUUAAAAAUGUAUAAGCACUUGUGGUACAAAGUACGAAUUAACUGAUUUCAAAAGUUGUGUGACAACUUGUCCAACUGGAUACCUAAAAUGUAUUAAAAAAUGUUUGAUAACUCCUCCCGAUGGAUAUUAUUCAAAUGGAGAUAGUUGCAUUAAUGCAAUAGUAAAUGUAGCUAAUGCACAUCCAAAAAUGUAUGUUAAGCAUGUAGUAAAAACUGCUAUCUAACUUUGUAAACCUGUUCAAAUACUUGUAUUAAUAAAUCUCUUUAUAUGGAUUCAACAACGUAGACUUGCGUUACUAAAUAUCCACCCUAACUUUAUCAUUAAGAAUCCUAUGAUAAAAGAAGUUGCGUUGAGGAUUGUGUUAUAGGCUAUAAAUUUAAUGAUUAAUGUGUAAGUUCUUGUCCUAAAGGAAUGUAUAUUAAGAAUAAAUUCUGAACGAAUUGCCCUUAGGCAUGCGAAGAAUGUACUUCAGCAACUAAUUGUACUGCAUGUGUUUAAGAUUAUUUUUUGGAAAAUGGACUGUGUUAAUUGA
This is a messenger RNA of Paramecium tetraurelia, 825 nucleotides long. RefSeq lists its product as uncharacterized. NCBI's taxonomy places the organism in Eukaryota, Ciliophora, Oligohymenophorea, Peniculida, Parameciidae. The record is from RefSeq and is a predicted model, not a curated record. The transcript has 2 exons.